This is a messenger RNA of Nothobranchius furzeri (turquoise killifish), 6473 nucleotides long. RefSeq names its product chromobox homolog 2 (Drosophila Pc class) (gene cbx2). Lineage: Eukaryota; Metazoa; Chordata; Actinopteri; Cyprinodontiformes; Nothobranchiidae. The record is from RefSeq and is a predicted model, not a curated record. Gene Ontology annotation, cellular component: PRC1 complex; heterochromatin. Gene Ontology annotation, biological process: negative regulation of transcription by RNA polymerase II.
AUUAUUAUUAUAGUUGUUGUUGUUGUUGUUGCUUUGCUUUAUCACCUAAACAUUUGGUAAUUAUGUUUACCUUUAUGUACUAAAAUAGUGGUUCCAAAUUACUGAACUAACCAAAUGCUGGUUAAAUAUUGGUUACAUGUGUACGAGUUUCUCAAAAAACAAAGUUUUCUUUAACUUAAAAAAUGUUUUUUUCAACAGUUCAUUUUGAUUAAGCCUACAAAAAGGUUGUUUAGUUAUUGUGUUGGUUCUUAGUAGCUCUUUUGAAGUCUUUUGAAGAUGAACAGAUAUUCAUGCUUUUAAUUUGAAGGCGUCAUUCACAAUUUCCGGUUGCGAGCCAUCGUGAAUCUGAUUGGCUGAACGCAGCUCGUGCCUUUUGAUAAAGAAUCGGUUUUCGGGGUGAAGGCAGACAUGGAGGAGCUGAGCGCCGUGGGAGAGCAGGUUUUUGAUGCGGAAUGCAUUUUGAACAAACGAACGAGAAAGGGAAAGUUGGAGUUUCUUGUGAAGUGGAGGGGAUGGUCAUCCAAACACAACAGCUGGGAGCCUCAAGAAAACAUCCUUGACCCAAGACUGUUGGUUGCAUUCAACAAAAAAGAGCAAGAAAAAGAGCUUCUGAUGCUUAAAAGAGGCAAAAGGCCCAGAGGACGACCACGGAAGAUCUUAGAAAAUAUUCCUGACCCUUCAAAGUCAAGCAGCUCUUCGUCUCCCUCUUCGUCGUCGUCCACUGAUUCCUCGUCCUCAUGCUCUUCUUCCUCAUCAUCAGAUGAUGAUGACGAUGACGACAAUGACAGCCAUGUUAAACAGUCAAGCCCAACUGUCAGAACAAGGGAGCUACAUCCUGUCCCCCAGAAGAAGGCACAGAUCGUCAUGAAACAGGAUUCCUCCAAGAAACGAAGCCGGAAACUUCUUUCUCCUGAAGUGAAAGAAUUCCAACUGAACAAGAGCCCUCACAAAGUCCUGAAGACCAUCAAAGACCUAGAUCUUCCAGGGGCCAUCAAGAAGCCCGUUCACCCAUCAAGCUUUACCUUCAUGGGUUUCCACCGUGGCACAUUAGGUGCGCAGUAUAGGAGCCCUCUGAACCAGGGUGGGGCAAUUAAAACCCCCAUGAGCUCAGCUGGACCUGGCAGGUUGACAGGCCAGACCUCAUCCCUCCCCCUUAACAAAUCCAACCAGAACAGAAAUGUAACCGAGGGUAAACUGUCUGUCCCUAGCAUGAAUACUGGAGCAAGUCUUGAUUUGAAAACAGCUGCUAGUAAAUCAAAAGGGGUGGCAGCAUUUAAUUUGAAUACAUCCAAACAUCCCAUUCAAGGAACCCCUCAGCACACGCUAAGUCCUCCCAACGGACAAAAGAAACCCCAGGCCCCUGUGUCAACAAUGCAGCGGAUACCCAGUUCUAAAGCUGGAGCUUCCCUACCGUCAAAGAACAAUCCCUCUGUUCAGCAGCCCAGUCCUCAGCCUCUCAACCUUCAGAACAAACAUUCUCAAGUCAGUGAUUCUCCUGGAAAUGGGUCUACACCAGGGUCAGGUGUGAGAAAUCCACCAAACCCAACAAGGAAGCCCACCGUCGCACAGAAUCAGGAAGCAAACCUCCCCAAAAGCCCAGUGACCUCUGGAAGACCACCAGUCAGAAAGCCCCAGCCUGGUGCAGACCGGGCCAGAGAGGUAAACGAAAUCCAGACUGCCAAAGUCCAAGGCAGGCUGGACAAAUCCUGUACGGAGAUCCACAACCAGCAGGAGAGAAUAGCCACAAAAGGCAGCAAGAAAGCCAAAAUGACAGAAAUGAGCACAGGUGAGGAAGAAAGUAGCUCGGACUCUGAUCCAGAUUCCUCCUAUCCUGGACAGGGUCACUCUGUUGUUAGCCAGAACCAGGACUGGAAGCCCACACGCAGCCUGAUUGAACAUGUGUUUGUAACCGACGUCACUGCUAAUCUAGUCACUGUCACAGUCAAAGAGUCACCGACUAGCGUGGGCUUCUUCAGCAUCCGCAACUACUGAUGGUGCUCUGUACACUAGACCGCCUGUGAAGCAUUUAGGAGCUGUUAGGCAUGGUCUGGGUCCUGGUGGUGGACACCCACAAGGGAAUGAAUUACAGGGUUCAUCUUAUUGUAGUAAAGAAAGAUUUUAGAAAAAUACAGAAAGCUAGUUAUUGAUUCUAUUUUACUUAUGAAUAAAAACCACGUUGGCCUCACCUGACAUUUCCUCAGGAUCCUAACUUUACCAAGUGCUCUAAUUACUGGAGGAGAGAAGGAAGUUAGUAAACAUUAUUACGUCAGCUAAGUACGUCUCCUGGACUUUGAAGGGUUUAUUCUUCCAGACUGAUUUAGUCUGGUGUUAUUUGGAUGGGACAAUCUGUUUAUCACCACCACAGACCGAAAACCAGAUGGACUUUUAUAGACUACCAUUUCUAAAGCCUGCUGCACACGAGAUCAAACUGCUGAACAAACGGCGCACUACGCGAGCUGCUGGCUGAGCUGAAAUAUUCUAGUGGCCAAUCACAGCACGUUCUCUGUUCACAUGAUUCCACGAUGUAUUCAGAAGCAGCCCCCUGCCCCGUCUGCGUGUCCGAAAAAUAAACUAAACGGUACCCUGCGGGUCGAUGGUCCCACUGUUUCCACUACCCUUUCGAAGGAUUCAGGAUCCAGGCGGCGGUACUGUCACAAGCAUUCUGGGUUUUCAAGGAGCAUUUCUUGGAGUAGGUUGGCAUAAACUCCUUACCUGGCCCUUUGCAGCCACCGUACCCAAACUUUCCUAACCUUGAAGUGACGGUGGCAGCAACACCUAAUCAACAAAGUAGUAGAGGCAUUUCCUCCGUUUUCAGCUCUGUCUCCGUUCUAUUUUCUGACAUGCAGACAGGGGGCUGCCAUCUUGAGGUCAUGUGAGCAAAGAAUGCGCUUUGAUUGGCCACUAGAAUAUUUCAGCUCAGCCAGCAGCUCACAUAGUGCACACACAGUGAGUUUUUAACCCCCCCGUGAGGCGGAAAGUAUCAAACCGGUCAGAUAUUCACCUCAGCGUCUUGUGAGGUGCAAAAAUCAGCCGUACACAGCGAGGUAUCUGCUGGGCUCUUGUGUGUGGCAGGCUUUAGCUUCAGCUCAGCCUUUUGUCCCCUAAAACUGGAAAUUAAAAAUCAGCUGACUAUGAACCGCUACGUGACAUGAAAAGUACUUCAUUUUACCUUCAUUUUUUAAUGAUUUAUAUAUUCAGAAAAGUUUUUAUCGCAUUAUAAAUCAAGUGAGAAAAUAACGUGUGUUUCUCCCCCUGCUGGCUGUUAGAUGCAAUGUGAUUUGACAUUUUGUUAGUAUCAUCUUUAGUUUACAAACAGCUCAAUGACAAAACAUCUCAAACUGGAACAUUAGCAUUAUGGAACCUGUCAUUUAUGAAAAGUCACCAUUAAAAUCAUGAUUACUAGAGAUUCGCUGACUGGUUUUCAGGGCUGAUGCUGAGUUCUGAUUCUUGUACCAGCUGAUUUUGAUUGAUCUUGAAUUACAGUACGUUUUUUCAACAUGACUGAUUAACUCAAGAUGUUGGAAGUACGCAAUUACACAAAUACUGUUUUAUUGCCAGGGCAAAUAAGUACUUGUGCAGGGUCAGUUCGUAGACAAGAAAAAUAGGGCCGGGACUUUAACGCGUUAAUUACGAUUAAUUAACUAGAAAAAAAAACGCGUUAAAAAAAUUACGCAUUUAAUCGCAGCUUGCAUUUCAAGCACGGCUGAACCUUUGUCAUUGAACGAUUUCCUCGUAGACUGAAUAUCACUGACGCACACAACAUUGCACAGUGCUAAUGGCUACUAAAACGGAAUAAAAACAGAAAGAAGUUGCCUUGCUUGGACUGAUGCAGGAUUUAGGAAACACGUCCGCCUCUUUUCUUAACUUGGAAAAAAAAAAAUUCCAGACAACAACGGAGUCCGUAUCGCGGACAUUUUUCAGAGAUCGUCUCUGCUGCGGCUGCCCGGUGGCAACGGGAACUUUACAAAAGUUGCGGUAAGCUAUGUUUUUAACAUUUACGUAACAUCUGUGCAGCGCUGAAAGCACCAGACAGAAUAAUUCUGUGUCCUAACAGUAGUUUAUGAAAGUAGUCAGACAAACGAGAGGCACCUGGCUGCCGCUGGGAGAACGCUUCGUGUUCUCACUACUCUAAACAAUCACAAACAACGUGUCUUAAAGUUGAAAACAGAAGUUUAAGUUAAAACAGAAACACUCUGAAACUUUUCUGAUGAUUUUCUAGACAAUUCUGUCAGGGAAUUAUAUGUUUCUGAGACGAGUCUCUGUCUAACAUCACAUGUAUUACUAUCAUUAAGCAGCAGGUGUGUUGAAGCUGUCAUCAGCUAAGGGGCGGAUGCUUAAGUGUAUCAGGGGCAGCGAGGAACGAGGAAGUUGUGAUCAGGCUGGAGAUCACACCAGAUUCGCUGCUGCAGGCGUGAAUCUGCGGGUCUGCACCAUCCCCUUAUUAACGUGACAGCAGGACUUCCCAUGUAAGGAAGGUCCGCUCACCUGUUCGUCAGAUCAUUAUUUCCUCGCCAUGAUCAUCCCAUCAUCCUCCAGUCAUCCAGAUGGAACCAGUUAGUGUUCCUGUUCAUUCUCAGAAUAUGUCACGCCUGCUCUGGUGUUAAAAGUUAGUACAUUUAAGUCCUAGAUCAUAUUUGUGCCAGUUCUACUGUCAUUUUGAAGGAUUAUUAUUUAUGUGUUUUUACUACAUUAUGAGUAGAAAUGCUAAUAAAAACUCCCAAUUAUACAAACAAGUGAAACUGGAAAAAUUAGAAUCUGGUGCAAAGUCAAAUUUAUUUCAGUCAUUCAACUAGACUGAGAGACUAUUUAAAGGCUCAGGAACCCUUUGCAGGUGUUUUCUAUUUGUAAUUAUAAAUUUUAGUUGAUUUGGGUUUUGUUUCAUAUCACACAGUGACAUUUGAAUAAUUAAAAUGCAUUUUUAUUAAAAACUUUAGUUUACAGUAAUAACCAUGUCUAAUGUUUGAUUCUCUGUCUCAUAAUUUUAAUUAAAAGUUUUACUUUGAGUGCACAUUUUCCUGAAUGUUUAAAAAUGCGAUUAAUUGAGAUUAAUUAAUUACAAAGCCUGUAAUUAAUUAGAUUAAAAUUUAAUCAAGUCCCAGCCCUAAAGAAAAAAUACGACAAACAUUGAUUGCUUCUUUGCGGUGGCUUUGCUUAGAGGUUUUUUGACCAUUUUGCCGUUAAGGUUGGCCUUGGAAAGUUGGUAACUUUCGUUUAUAAAUAGUAGAAUCGUAACAUGUCAUUGAUAGUAUUAUUUUAGUACUUCAUAAAUAGCUACCUCUGUUUGUUUCAGUGUGUGUGUGUUUCUUUAGGGAUUGUAUCACCUUUCCAUGCAGGGUAUUUUGUCUGAUCUCUCUAUAACUGUAAAUAUGUUAGACUUUUAUUGUUUCUGAUGGAGGAGCAAAUGAGAGUUUUCACACUUUGUUGCACUCUCAGAAAGCAUUUCUUCAUCCAGCGUAGAUGGUAGAUUGUUGAACGCUGCCGUUUUCCAAUUGUGCUGCAGCGUGCAGGACGUCAUCUAUACAGCGUCUGGUACAUUCAGAUAAGACACACUGUUGCUCUUGUGUCUUUGCAUUCUGACACAGGAUUUAGAAGUAGAAAAAGUUGUUUUGACACGUUGGUACACCUGAUGACGCCUCUCCCCGCCACCCCCAUUUUUCCAUAAACCUUUGCAAUCGCAGCUUUAAAACCAGGCGAGGCUGGGGUUGCAGCGAUGCUGACCACAGAACAGAUUUUAAUCACAUCUGCCUGAAUAUGUCGAAGUUUCUUGGUAGUAGAUUAGAAUUUCACGAGUUUUUCACCUCAAAGCUUGCAGCUUUGGACCCUCCCAUCCCCGCAUGGGUUCAGGAGCUGCUAGCUCAACCAGAGGAAAGAAAUAGAUCUUUAUCUGAUGUAAAGGAAAAGAAACCACAACAAUGUGUGCUACUUCCUGCUCCCCUAAGAGGAGUUCAGCAACAAAGCACUUUGACUGAACUCCUAUCUAAUCCUGCUCUGGAGACUGUGCCUUUCUUCCUCAAGUCUCAGCACAAAGGCAUUACCCCAAAGAUAGCUAGGAUUUCAGGUUGCUCAAUGAAGGAAGUACUACAGGAUCUUCACAUGGAGUUUGUAUGUGAUUUCUGAGAUGGAGACUCCUGUUGAGAGGCAUCACAAAUGUAUGGAACAAACAAAAACAGAAUUCUAGAUGGAAACCGUUUGAAUGGUUUUGGUCCAUCUUAUAGAAAUAACUUGUUUUAGGUUUUAAAAAGUAACAUGCAUUCAAAGAUGUCUCCUAGCUGAGAAAUGUACCAGGUUGUCGGGUAAUGCUACGUGUUUACUUGUAUUUUCUUUUCUGCUGUGUGCUUCAUUUUAACUGAUGGAACAUUUUGGCAUGAACGUUUUUCUAUUUGUUGACUUUUGUAGAUCUACUAAUCAUCUCAGUUUAAAAUGUAUUUUCCUUUUGUAAACUAUUUAUUUCAAAUAAAAAGUCUUAGAACAUG